Haemonchus placei is the source of this 315-nucleotide messenger RNA. Lineage: Eukaryota; Metazoa; Nematoda; Chromadorea; Rhabditida; Trichostrongylidae. The record is from the annotation of a GenBank genome assembly.
AUGACAUGGAACAAAGUUUUUAGAUCAGAAACGGUAUUAAGUUUCCGCCACGUUCCGGCAGGUAGCGGCAGACAGCCUCAGCCAUCUUCUCGAACAGUUCGACCAUCGCCGAUUCGUGUAGUUCAGCCGUCACCUAGGCCUACUACCAGAUCUCCGUGGUCCGCUAGAACUCCCUCUUCGACUGCACCAACUAAAACCAAAAUCACGUGUACCAAGCGAGUCGAUUCGAGAUGUCUUUCUUUCAUCAAAGCGGGAUUCUGCACCAAUCCCCGAAUGCUGAACUAUUGCCCUAAGGAAUGUCGAAUUGUUUGUUGA